Messenger RNA from Fonsecaea multimorphosa CBS 102226, 1746 nucleotides. RefSeq lists its product as uncharacterized. The transcript has 2 exons. The record is from RefSeq and is a predicted model, not a curated record. NCBI's taxonomy places the organism in Eukaryota, Fungi, Ascomycota, Eurotiomycetes, Chaetothyriales, Herpotrichiellaceae. Bases 1 to 1746 code for a protein of 581 amino acids. Gene Ontology annotation, molecular function: FAD binding.
AUGGAAUACCCUGUCUUGGUUAUUGGGACCGGUCCCUCUGGGGCCACGACUGCUUUACUUUUGGCGCGCAUGGGUAUCAAGUCGCUGGCCGUUUCGAGGCACAAAAGCCCCGCCAACACUCCCCGCGCACAUAUCUUCAAUCAGAGAGCCAUGGAAGUCCUGAGAGACGCGGGAUUGGAGCCAGAGUUGAACAAAAUAGCGUGCCCUGCAACCGAGAUGCAGCACACUUCUUGGCUGAACACGCUCGCAGGCGAAGAAUACGGUCGUCUGUGGGCAUGGGGAAACAAGCCGUCGCAGAAAGGAGACUACGAAGCAGCCAGUCCUUGCGUGAUGUCGGACUUACCACAAAGCCUCCUCGAACCUGUCCUUGUCCACGAAGCCGAGAAAGCAGGGGCCGAGUUCCGUUUUUAUACCGAAUUUGUCCAAUUUGAGGAGAGGACCGACAGGGUCCACACGACUCUGCGCGACCGAUCGUCUGGCAAGGAGUUCAUCGUGACUUCUCAAUAUCUUGUCGGCGCCGACGGGGCUCGGAGUGCGGUUCUCCAGUCGCUCCAAAUACCCGUCAUUGGUCGUCAACUCAAUACUGCGUUUAAUGUCCAUAUCAAGGCCGAUCUGGCCAAGUACAUCUCCCAUCGACCCGGAAGCUUAAAUUGGGUACUGAAUCCCGAUGCGCCGGACUGGUCGGCUGUAGGCAAUUUCCGCAUGGUCAGACCUUGGAAUGAAUUUGUGGUCUCGAUGCAUCCUGCAACAAAAGACUUGGGUAGUUUUCAACCGUCCGAAGAGGCGAUCAGAAAACGCCUCUAUCAGAUGAUUGGGGAUGACUCGGUUGAUAUCGAGAUUCUCUCUUCGUUCUCGUGGAGUAUCAACGACCAGGUUGCGGAGCGGUGGCAGAAGGGGCGGGUGGUGUGUAUUGGCGAUGCGACGCAUCGGCAUCCGCCUAUCAAUGGCCUGGGAAGCAACACUUGCAUAUCCGACGCCUUCAAUCUCUCUUGGAAGUUGGCAUAUGUCCUUCAAGGUUGGGCGUCGGCUUCACUUUUGGACACUUUGACCAUAGAACGCAAGCCUGUUGGGGAUGGUAUCGUGCGCCGAGCAAACAACGGCAUGGAAGCACACCGACGGCUCUGGUCAAUCAUCGGACUGGACCCGGAGACUCGAAUCAAGGCGACCGAGCUUCUCGCGUCAGACAGUGAAAAGGGGCAAGAAAUGCGCAAUUGCUUCCGGGAAGCCUUGGAAGCAACCGACGACGAAGUCCAGGCUUUGGGGAUCCAACAAAAUCAAGUCUAUCUGGACUCACCAGCCACUGUUGUCGAACCAGGCGACCGUGCUCCGGAUUUCAGUCACUUGAACCCUCUCAAGCAGGUCAAAAUCAGCACCUUUCCCGGCUACCACUUACCACACGUCUGGCUGGCGGCCGAUAGUCAGUCCGAGAGGGUUUCGACCCUGGAUUUGGCAGGCCAUGGCAGGUUCACCCUAUUCACAGGUAUUGGCGGAGAUGAGUGGGUUGAAGCUGCCCGAAAAUGGUCCAAGACACAUGGACCCCAAAUCAAGGCGUAUAAAAUUGGAUUUCGAUGCGAUUACAUGGACUGUUAUCGAGAUUGGUGCCGAGUGCGCGGAGUUGGUGAGAAGGGUGCAGUCCUCAUUCGUCCUGACCAUUUCGUGGCUUGGAGGUGCCAUGACUUGGUAGCAGAUGCAGAAGCGAAGCUCACUGCAGUGCUCAGGCAAGUUCUUGGUAGAGAAGCAAACUAG